AUGGCCCCUCAGGCGGGCGUCAACGGCGUCCUGCCUGUUGCAGUCCUGCACCGAAAUGCUCCUGCCCAGCCACCGCGUGGCCCCAAGGCUGCUCAACCCCGUCUGAAGCUCGUCUUGCGCCGUCUGCCCCCAGGCCUGACCAAGGCCGAAUUCGAGACCGUGGUCGGUGACGAAUGGAAAGUCGGCGCCGGUAAGGUUGACUGGCUCACGUACAGGAAGGGCAAGAUUUCGAAAGAUGCGGCCAAACCGUCCAAGCCCUCUCGCGCGUACUUGCACGUUAUCAAACAAGACUUUGUCAUCCAGCUCGGAGACCACGUUCGUGCCCUCACCUUUCACGAUGCCGCAAAGUCAUGGCAGGAUCCAGCCCUUGUCGGUGCCCCUACGCUCGAGUUUGCGCCUUACCCCAAAAUGCCCGGUGGUCGCCGCAGGAAUGAUAACCGCCAGGGCACCAUCGACCAGGACCAGGACUUCAAGGACUUCCUCGAGAGUCUGACCAAUCCCAUCAGCAAGCCUGCUGCUCCCGAGGCCGAAUCGAAGGACACAAAGGUCAGGACAACGCCUCUCAUUGAGGCGCUGCGCGAGAAGAAGGCGAACAAGGACAAGCCCAGCAAGGGACGAUCUGGACGUGGAGACAAGGACCUGAGCGCAGAGAAGAAGAUUCUGGCCAAGCCCGGCAAGGAGAAUGUGCAGACAGCAGGGGACAAGAACCGCAGAUCAGGCAAAGCCGACAAGGCCCAAGCCACCAAGGAGGCUGUCAAGAUCCUCAACAAAGAGGCCUCGACCUCGAAGGUGCUCGCGGACAAGACUGCAGCCGGCCCACCACCAGAGCGCAAGCGCGGUAAUGUCGCUCUUGCAAAGUCGAUGCUCCAACGCGAUCUCGGUCUGGGCCCUGGACCAACUCCUAACCGUCGACGUGGGACGAAGCGUGAGGUUGCUUCUGGCGAUGCAGCAACCCCAGCCAAGGAAACGCCUGCCGCCGAAUCGAAGCCCAAGGGUGCACCCGUGGCUCAGAACGCCGCAGCAUCAGCUGACAAGGCAGCGCAGGCAGCGCAGGCAGCGCAGGCAGCGCAGGCAGCGCAGGCAUCGCAGGCAUCGCAGAAGAAGGAGCGCCCUACGCGCGCUGAACGAAGAGCGUUCAAGGCCUCGUUGGUCGACACAACGAACAGCAAAGCUCCAUCAGGCGGCGCAAAGUCUCCAGCUGCGGCCAAAGCUCCAGCAGCACCGACGCCCCAGAUCCUGAAGAAGCCCCAGGCCGCGCAGACACCAGCAGCACCCAAAGGGCCCGCGGCAUCACGAACUCCAACCGAGUCUGCCGCAAUGCGAACGACGCCAGGACCAUCAAAGGCACAAGCCUCGACACCCUCGGCUACGCCCACAGCCCCUGCGGCCAGGCCCACGCCUACUAAGCCUGUUCCUGAUGCCACGAGCAAGCAAGCUUUCCUCAAGCACGCCAAUCCAUCGCAGGGCAUCACCGAGCCAUUGAUUGAGGAGGCGCUCAAGGCAUUCGGCGCACUCGACAAGGUCGAGAUCGACAAGCGCAAGGGAUUCGCGUACGUGGACUUUGCAGAACCGGCAGGCCUGCAGAAAGCCAUGGCUGCUAGCCCUAUCAAGAUUGCACAGGGCGCUGUUCAGGUCCUCGAGCGUAAGGCACCAGCGGUCAGACCUCCCCGCUAUAAUGCACCUCCCCAAGGACCACCCCAUGGAUCGCCCCUUGGACCAGCCCGCGGCGGUCGCGGAGGGUUCGGGCCCCGGGGUCGAGGACGUGGAGGUGCACGCGGAGGAGCCAAUACUGCUGCGUCUGCGUCUGGACCCACCACACCUGCUCUGGCUGCCGCUCAUUCAGCGCCCGCUCCCACUCCUGCUGUCGGCCCCGCUACAUGA
This is a messenger RNA of Didymella exigua CBS 183.55, 1881 nucleotides long. RefSeq lists its product as uncharacterized. The record is from RefSeq and is a predicted model, not a curated record. Gene Ontology annotation, biological process: positive regulation of translation; nuclear-transcribed mRNA catabolic process, nonsense-mediated decay. The coding region runs from base 1 to 1881 and encodes 626 amino acids. Gene Ontology annotation, cellular component: cytoplasm; nucleolus. Gene Ontology annotation, molecular function: mRNA binding. The transcript is spliced from 2 exons. NCBI's taxonomy places the organism in Eukaryota, Fungi, Ascomycota, Dothideomycetes, Pleosporales, Didymellaceae.